AUGCCACACAUUAACGAGCUUUCUUCCAGUAGUCCAGCGCAGGAUGUCUCCACGGCGCGAAACGACGGCAAGGUGCAUCUCCUGCUGGCCGCCUCUGGAUCCGUAGCAACUAUAAAGAUUCCCAACAUCAUCAGAGGACUGUCGCAGCAUCCCAACCUGUCGAUCCGCCUCGUGCUCACCAGUUCAGCUGCCCAUUUUCUUCAGGGCCAGGCGGAUGAGCAGCCCAGCUUGGCAGAAAUCCGCAAGUAUCCCAAUGUCGACGCCAUUUACACUGAUGAGUCUGAGUGGGUGCAGCCAUGGACUCGGGGGGCGCCAAUCCUGCAUAUUGAGCUGAGGAAAUGGGCCGACCUAUUGGUCAUCGCACCUCUCAGUGCAAACACCCUCGCCAAGAUGGUACAGGGCAUCAGCGAUUCUCUCUUGUUAUCAAUCGUCCUCGCCUGGGACACCGACGGCUCUGUUGACGGCAGAAAGAAGAAGAUUCUCGUCGCCACAGCCAUGAACACCGCCAUGUUCCGGAGCCCCAUCACGCGGCGCAAUCUCAAGACUCUCAACGACCUCAUGGGCGGACCGGAUGGGUGGGUUGAAGAGCUCCAGACCAUCUCAAAGGGGCUUGCAUGCGGAGAUGUUGGCCAAGGCGGGAUGGCAACGUGGGAGACGAUUGUGGCGGCGACACAGAGCAAGCUUGGGUUGACGGCUGAAGGGAAUGGAGAUGAUGAAACUCCUACAAUGCCGCCGAACAGACAGGGCGCGGACCUCGUUCUCAACGUGGAGAAGCCAGACAAAUGGCAGGAUCCGCCAGAGGAAGUCAAAGCUAGAUUCUAUGAGAUCUCCAAGAACAAUCCGCAGCUCAUGGAGACAGUUAUUCAUUUGACAGAGGACGAGCAAGACGAAUGGAUUGACUUUCUUGUUCAGGCUACAUUUGAGAUGGCCAACAAGAAUUGGCGAGACUAUGACGAAGCCUACGAGGCGAGUAUUCUCAAAUGCAAGGAAACACGAGUUCUGCACGCCAAGGUCUGGUCGGAAUGGGGAGGCGCAAGAGACGUCAAAGCGAAAUUGGUAGAGAUGUACGAACUCUCUAAAGCCGGUGGUUACCUAUACGUCUUGCCCGCACCAAGCCUAGUCGCAACAGUAGUAGUCAAGGUUCUGAGGAACCUGCAGACAAGAAACAACGACGAUGAAGCCUCCAUCCGCCUAGAUAACCUCUUCCAAUUUGACUACCUUGGUUUUGCCAUCGAGAACUACAAACCCUGGUCAAAGUAUACUGCUACGGAUGUCGAAUACAAAAUCGACCCAACGGCUAGACAGCCCAAGCCAAAGGUAGAGAACCAGGCACGAAAGGACCGUCAUGAGAAGAAGAUACAGACGGAGAAUCGCUUGCUCCAAGAAUGGGCAGAACAAGAACAGCUGGACGAGGAAGCCACGGACGAGGAAGCCACGGACGAGGAAGCCACGGACGAGGAAACCAUGGAUCAAACCAAUGUUGCCAGACGAUCAUCUCAAAUAUACGACAGCCAGACGGGCGAGUCAGUGGGAGCUCAGAGCAGGCCGUCGUCCGCGGAUGACAAUAGAUCCGACGACUCUCAAAUGCCCACCAACAACCACAACCAACCGAUAUACCCGCCACGCAAGACGGUUGAAGUCAGCAUUAAGCGGGAUGAAGCUUUGGCGGCCGUCGGAAAAGAGAUUGAAUGGCUAUCGACGGCAUACAUCAACGGUCGAGAAGCCCUGAAAGGAGCCCUAAGUAAGCAACUUCAACAGGUACUGACCGAGCAAAUGGUCAUCGUGCUUCCCAAGGCACAAAAGACUCAACUAGCGUUUUGGGCAGUGCUUGAACAGCACAAUGAAAUUUUGCAAUGGAUCCGUGCGGCCAGGGAAGAUAAGACGGAGCAUACGUGGACGGAAGAAGUGGCCAACCAAGAAGAUAGGAUGGCGGCCCUUGAGGAGGCAAACCAAGAGCUUACGCAAAAUAACAGAGAACUUAUGCAAAGCAACAAGGAGCUUAUGCAAAAGAACAAAGAGCUUAAGCAGAGGAACAAGGACCUGAAGAAAAGCAGGAAUGAGUUUGCGGAAUUGGUCAAAGAGUCCAUCCAACGCAGCGAAGUCGUCGAAAAAUCCGUCAAAAGCAUGACGGCACUGACGCCUACCAUGAAGCGAAAGCUGGAUGAAGCAUUUCCUCCCAAGCCCAGCCAGUCCCAGGUCAAAAGAGAAGAGAAUGAACGGGCUUAA
Trichoderma gamsii is the source of this 2226-nucleotide messenger RNA. RefSeq names its product flavoprotein. The record is from RefSeq and is a predicted model, not a curated record. NCBI's taxonomy places the organism in Eukaryota, Fungi, Ascomycota, Sordariomycetes, Hypocreales, Hypocreaceae. Bases 1 to 2226 code for a protein of 741 amino acids. Gene Ontology annotation, biological process: coenzyme A biosynthetic process. Gene Ontology annotation, molecular function: phosphopantothenoylcysteine decarboxylase activity; FMN binding. The transcript has 4 exons. Gene Ontology annotation, cellular component: phosphopantothenoylcysteine decarboxylase complex.